Molecule: messenger RNA, 282 nt
Organism: Geosmithia morbida
Lineage: Eukaryota; Fungi; Ascomycota; Sordariomycetes; Hypocreales; Bionectriaceae
Product: F-type H+-transporting ATP synthase subunit e
Exons: 3
Coding region: 1-282 (93 amino acids)
Biological process (GO): proton motive force-driven ATP synthesis
Molecular function (GO): proton transmembrane transporter activity
Source: RefSeq, a predicted model, not a curated record
AUGACUUCGACCGGUGUUAACGUUCUUCGGUGGUCCACCCUCGCCUUUGGUGUCUUCUACGGAUUCACCCACCAGCGGAGCAUCACGGGAGCGCAGAAGGCCGAGCACCUCAAGCACGAGUUCGACCGAAAGCAGAAGCAGAUUGACCUAGCCAAGGCCGAGUACGCCAAGAAGAUUAACCCUCCCGCGCCUGCAUCCAGCAGCGAUGUGGUAACCGACCCUGCCGACCCCAAGUUCGACCUCGAGAAGCUGCUGCUCAAGGUCGCCGAGGACAAGGCUUAA